CCAUGUCCCGCCCCUUCCGCCUCGCCGGUGGCGGCGGCCCCUGUCUGAGUCUCGUCAGGGUCGGGGCGGGUUCCCUCGGCAGAAUACCUGAGCUUGUAGAGCCGCGCCUUGGGGUCCGAUGGCGAUGAACUGCAACCCCAAGGACGAGGUGGAUGGCGGGCCUCCGUGCGCCCCUGGGGGCGCCGCGAAAACGCGGAGGCCGGACAACACGGCCUUCAAGCAGCAGCGGCUGCCCGCCUGGCAGCCCAUACUCACGGCGGGCACCGUGCUGCCGACGUUCUUCAUCGUCGGCCUCAUCUUCAUCCCCAUCGGCAUCGGCAUCUUCGUCACCUCUAACAACAUCCGCGAGAUCGAGAUUGAUUACACCGGAACAGAGCCUUCUAGUCCCUGCAAUAAGUGUUUGUCCCCAAAUGUGACACCUUGUGUUUGCACCAUUAACUUCACUCUGGAAAAGGCGUUUGAGGGCAAUGUGUUUAUGUAUUAUGGCCUAUCUAAUUUUUAUCAAAAUCAUCGUCGUUAUGUGAAAUCUCGGGAUGAUAGUCAGCUAAAUGGAGAUCCUAGUGCUUUGCAUAAUCCCAGUAAGGAAUGUGAGCCUUAUCGAAGAAAUGAAGACUUACCAAUUGCUCCUUGUGGAGCUAUUGCCAACAGCAUGUUUAAUGAUACAUUGGAAUUGUUUCUGGUCUCCAAUGAAUCUGAUCCUACACCUAAACCUAUUCGUUUGCAAAGGAAAGGUAUUGCUUGGUGGACAGAUAAACAUGUGAAAUUCAGAAAUCCUCCUGGAGAAGGAACCCUGGAAGAAAAAUUUAAAGGCACAACAAAGCCAGUAAACUGGCCUAACCCAGUGUACAUGCUGGAUUCGGAAGAGGAUAACAAUGGCUUCAUAAAUGAGGAUUUGAUUGUUUGGAUGCGCACUGCAGCAUUGCCUACGUUUCGAAAGUUGUAUCGUCUGAUAGAACGGACAGAUGAUUUGCAUCCAACAUUACCAGCUGGGCAGUACUUUUUGAAUAUCACGUACAAUUACCCUGUACAUUCUUUUGAUGGACGAAAACGGAUGAUCUUGAGCACUAUUUCAUGGAUGGGAGGAAAAAAUCCAUUUUUGGGGAUUGCUUACAUCACCGUUGGAUCAAUCUCUUUCCUUCUGGGAGUCGUUCUGCUAGUAAUUAAUCAUAAAUAUAGAAACAGUAGUAACACUGCUGACACCAUGGCAUUUUGAGGUUGGCACAUAAAACUUUAAAAAAGAACAAUCUUUGUCCUUUGCUUCUUUGCUAUGGAUGACUUAAAUAUGAUGGAUAUAAGUAUUUGAUGUAUUGAUUGUAUCAACACUGUAACUGUUAAACUUGCAUUUUAAUGUUCACUUCCUAUUGGGACAGGCCAUGUGAUGCAUAUAGAACUUUCAUGUGAAAUGUGUUUACUGCUUAAAUGUUGAUGCUGUGUCAAUAGUAUAUUGACAGAUGAUGCUGUACAUCUGUGCCUAUUGUGUGAUGGAAGGACAUUAUAAGAUGUAUGAGUGCAAUCACUUGCUAACCUUUCAGAUUCAUAGUCACGGAAAGAUGAAAAACUCAGUUUAAUAAAAUGUCUUCCUUUUCAUGUGUCAUGUAUAAAAGCUUAAAGUACUAUCUUUGCUUUAGCUUGUUCAUGUAUUAUUGAGUUUGUCGGUUUUAGGUGUUGGUGAAGCUCAGCUUUGAUUUCAAAGAGCAUGCUUGUCCAACAUGGACAGUAGUGCUCAUGUCUAAAAAGGGCAGGUAUGUCCUGAACAGGAGAAUUGAAAUUUCCUCUUUUCACUUGCUAAAACAUUGCCCUCAGGAGACCCAGCUCAGUUGAAAUGUUUUGCAUGUGGUCGUUUCCUGUGAAGCUUAUGUUUUAUAAGGGAAAAGAAUAUGGUGAGAUGCAAACUUCUUGGCAGAUCUUCAUCCUCUGCCUCCACUGUAACGUAGAGAUCAGUGCCCAGAGGAGUCUGUUUUUGAGUUCUUGUAGUAUUUAACUUCUAGAAACUUACUCAGCAUUGGAAAUACCUCAGGCUAUUCUUAUUUGACAGGUAAGUGUUUUAAGUACUAACAUUGUAUUUCAGAAAAUUUUGAAACUUUAAUUUCCUCUGUAUUUCCUUCAAUUUUUACAUGCAGGUCAAAUAUGGAUGUGUAUACAUGUAUCGUUAGUUUAUUUGUCAAGUGUUUUGGUUCGUUUUCCAAGACAUGCUUUAAGAAGAUGUGCUAUAAUUAUCCUAUUUCUGGAGAUUUUGGAAUAUGUACAUAAUUAGUUAUAAUAUAUAUGGUUGAAGUUAUUUGCUAACUGGGAUUAUUUUAAUAUUCCUUAUUGAAUAAAUGCUGUAAUUAUUUACUGUGGAACUUAUUCUUGAAAUAAAUGUAAAUUUAUUUUUCCACAUACAUGAAAAUGUAUGUAUUUAAUAGAAGUGACUUAAUUGCAUCUUUUUAAACUAAAAACAUGUUUAUAUGGAAGAAUACCUGUUAUUAAAAGUUUGUAAUAAUUUCAUUCAGUUAUAUAUGAAAUCAGAAGGUCUGGGUAAUUAUAAAUUUUGAUUAAUAUAUAUUUUUAAGAAAUAAAGCAAUGUAAUAGUUAAUAAUAGAAAUGUGCCACCUUUAAGUUUUGUGUAACGUAUGAAAGUUUAAAGAACUUGUAAUUUAUACUGACUUUUAACUCAUAAAAAUAUUACUUAUAGGAGUCUGAUACAUGAUUCUCCUAAAAUUUCUGAAUACAGAGAGUAUUCUUUAUUUAGAUAUAGUCUAUGUUUUUCCAGUCCUUUGUAAUGUUGUUUAUGUGAAAAUUGUCCUUACAAAUGGAGUUUGUUUUCUGGGUACAUCAUGGGGAAUGGUGAUUUCUUCAUUCUUUCCAGACUGAGUCUGUGCUGUUUAAAGAGGUCUGCUAUCCUGCAUCCUUCUGUCUAUCCCUGGCCCUCUCUUUGUUUGUGUCCCCCACUCCCCCAGCUUUUUCAAACUGACCAAGUUAAAAGAAAAGUUGAAAAACCCUUUCAGCAUUUUCACAUUGCUGGAGAAGAUGGAAUGUAAAAUAUAAUUGGAGUUUAAUCUUUUUUACAAGUGUAUUGAUGGCCUAAGGGCCUCCCUCUUUUCUGCAUUUGAACUCUUUAAGAGUUUCUUCAUGCUAAAUGAAGAAAAUUGAUACAAGAUUUUCACAUGGCCCCUGUGAAGCAUGGGGGAGGUAAAAUACUUCUUAUAGCCUUUAUGCUUAAAUUUUGGAAACAUUGGCAUACUUAAAUUUUAAAGAAUCCUACUGCAUUUUACAGCAGCAAGGUUAAGUAGAAGACUUGCAAAAGUAAUUUGUAGGAAGUAUUUUGAUAUGAAAAGUUUUCUAAUUGAAGAAAUUAUUCAAUAAAUAAAAACCAAGAAAUUUCUUUAAAAUCCUAAGGUGAUUUACAAAUAAGUGGGGGAAAAAACAACUGUAUACCGAAUAGAGAAUCAUUCAACCUAGAGAAGAGUCAAGUGAAUGUGAUUUAUUGGAUAGUGACAAUUUAUUUGUAAUCUUGAUUAUAUUAAAAGAUAACAUUCUGUUCAUAUGUUCUGCAUUAAUAAAAAUGAACAAAAUUAA
Molecule: messenger RNA, 3558 nt
Organism: Cavia porcellus (domestic guinea pig)
Lineage: Eukaryota; Metazoa; Chordata; Mammalia; Rodentia; Caviidae
Gene: Cdc50a
Product: transmembrane protein 30A
Exons: 7
Coding region: 119-1213 (364 amino acids)
Cellular component (GO): Golgi apparatus; endoplasmic reticulum; plasma membrane
Source: RefSeq, a predicted model, not a curated record